Messenger RNA from Ambispora leptoticha, 966 nucleotides. Lineage: Eukaryota; Fungi; Glomeromycota; Glomeromycetes; Archaeosporales; Ambisporaceae. The record is from the annotation of a GenBank genome assembly.
AUGAAAUGCUCAAGGAUUUCAUUGACCAAUAAUACAGACGAGUUAAAUGGGUCUGCACUAGACUACUAUGAUAGCUUUUCCGAAAAGGUAACUUUUCUAAACACUCGCAUCGGCAUUCUAGACUCCGUAACGGAAACGCAUCGUGCACGAUACAACAAAUACAAAUGUCUUCUCGCAUUGAUCAUCACACCGGCAUUUAUACUAGCACUCGGCACACCGUUAUGGAUGUAUUUUUCUAAAGAAACAAACCAAGCAGAAAUCACGUCAGAAAGUUCAACAACGUUAGAGUCAACAGAUGAACCAAAUGAUGGUUAUAAUUAUUGUUUCAACCCCGUCACAUGUGUAAUGUCUUUGAAAAGCUUGACUUUAUGGGCUGUUGCAUUUAUUUUUUUGGCUGGGUUGAUGUUGUCCUGGACUAUUGUACAAGGAGAGAAGACGCUACGCGAGACAAUCAAACGUACAUUAAAAGCCUUUAACCAACUCGAUAAUCGACGACAAAUAAAUUGGCGAUUACUUGAAUCUCACGAGUAUUUGGAGAUUCAGGAAAAUCAUCCAUCGGAAUUACAGGAGAUUUUUAUCCUUGAAUCUGGUCGAAUAUUUGCGGAAAUUUUGGUAAUUGGUAUCGAAAAAUUUUCUGGUAGCGCUUCCUCACAACAACCGCUAGCCAAUGAUGAUGAAAAUUCUUUAACAACAAAUGGGCCUGCCAAUAAUGUCGACUCUUUAACAACAGACGCUUCUGAAAAGGUACUAGGAAAAGGGCAAACGCCAUCACGCCCGCCGAACGCAUGGAUUCUGUAUCAUAAAAAUUUCCAAGCUUUGGAAGGCCAAUAUCAACAAAAUCUAUCAGCAGUAACAACAUCAGCUAGGGCCUCUUUAAGCUGGAAAGAAUUACCAAAAAAUGAACGCCAUGCUUGGACUUUGUUGGGGCAGAUUGCCGAACAAAAACAUAAUAAGAUUUACCAAUAA